CCAAAUAUCUUUGUGACCAAUUUAUUUUUGUCAAGCAAACUGUCGCCGCUGUUUAACAAGGUUACAGUAUAAUGAACAGAUACAACGUGAUGGACAAUUCCCUUCGAAAGCACCGUAAGAAGCUCGUGAUCGUGGGAGAUGGUGCUUGCGGGAAGACAUCAUUGCUCAUGGUUCAGUCUGGUGAACCUUUCCCGGAAGCAUACGUACCCACCAUUUUUGAAAAUUACAUUUCAAGAGUGUGCAUCUCCAAAGACAGAUUGUAUGAAUUGAGCUUAUGGGAUACAGCGGGACAGGAGGAUUACGAUCGUUUGCGACCAUUGAGCUACCCAGACACCGAUGUGGUUUUACUUGCCUUUGAUGUGACCAACCGAGACAGUUACGAAGGAAUCCGGGAAAAGUGGCAUCCUGAAACUCAUCACUUUCUUCACAAUGUCCCUCGAAUCCUUGUUGGAACAAAGAUGGAUUUGCGGCACCAGCCAGAGAUGGUUGCAGACCUGGCAAGGAUGGGGACACAUCCAGUCACAUAUGAAGAAGGCCUGAAGCUCUCGCAUGAAAUUCAAGCAGCAAAGUAUUUUGAGACUUCGGCACGAACGGGGGAAGGUGUGCACGAGCUGUUUGUUGCAGCUGCUAAGCUUGCCAACAAACCAAAGAGGAAGAUGCGGCAAUGUUAUUUUUUGUAAGAUGGACUUCACUAUAGAGGAAACAGCCAGCGCAAUUUCAUAUGUACAGUAUAGUAGAAUACAAGGCCACAGUCACAAAGUC
Molecule: messenger RNA, 762 nt
Organism: Spizellomyces punctatus DAOM BR117
Lineage: Eukaryota; Fungi; Chytridiomycota; Chytridiomycetes; Spizellomycetales; Spizellomycetaceae
Product: small GTP-binding protein domain
Exons: 5
Coding region: 72-680 (202 amino acids)
Biological process (GO): small GTPase-mediated signal transduction
Molecular function (GO): GTP binding; GTPase activity
Source: RefSeq, a predicted model, not a curated record